GUCGUGUCAAACGUACGUUGUCGAGAUUUUUGUGUAUUUUGUGCAUUAUUUUCCUAUUUAUUGGUUCAGGGCAAGUAAUAAUUAGUUUAAAGCCCAAAUUUCGGUGCUUCUGAUACAUUAAUCGAGGUAAUAAGCACCAAAAUGACCGACUCAAAGUAUUUCACCACCACGAAAAAGGGGGAGAUAUUCGAACUAAAGUCAGAACUCAACAGCGAUAAAAAGGAGAAAAAGAAGGAGGCUGUCAAAAAGGUCAUUGCGUCCAUGACAGUCGGCAAAGAUGUCUCUGCGCUGUUCCCUGAUGUCGUCAACUGCAUGCAAACAGACAACCUGGAGCUUAAAAAGCUGGUCUACUUGUAUCUCAUGAACUACGCCAAGUCACAGCCGGAUAUGGCCAUCAUGGCUGUUAACACCUUCGUCAAGGAUCUACCAACAUACCAGCUUGUUAAGGAUUGCGAAGACUCCAACCCGCUCAUAAGGGCUCUGGCGGUACGGACCAUGGGUUGCAUCCGAGUGGACAAAAUCACAGAGUAUCUGUGUGAACCGCUGAGGAAGUGCUUAAAAGAUGAAGAUCCUUAUGUGAGGAAGACGGCAGCUGUGUGUGUUGCUAAGCUGUAUGACAUAUCAUCAAGCAUGGUGGAAGAUCAGGGUUUCCUGGAUCAGCUGAAGGACCUCCUGAGCGACUCCAACCCCAUGGUGGUGGCCAACGCCGUCGCCGCGCUCUCCGAGAUCAACGAGGCCAGCGUCUCCGGACAUCCACUUGUCGAGAUGAACGCGCCAACCAUCAACAAGCUCCUAACGGCUCUGAACGAAUGCACCGAGUGGGGCCAAGUGUUCAUCCUGGACGCGCUCAGUAACUACUCGCCCCGCGACUCGCGCGAGGCUCACUCCAUCUGCGAGCGUAUCACACCGCGCCUCGCGCACGCCAACGCGGCCGUCGUACUUUCCGCCGUCAAGGUCCUAAUGAAGUUAAUGGAGAUGGUGUCCGAAGACACGGAGCUGGUCAGCACCCUGUCCCGCAAGCUGGCGCCUCCGCUAGUGACGCUCCUGUCCGCGGAGCCCGAGGUUCAGUACGUGGCGCUCCGCAACAUCAACCUCGUCGUGCAGAAGCGGCCAGAUAUACUCAAACACGAGAUGAAGGUCUUCUUCGUGAAAUACAACGACCCUAUCUACGUGAAGCUGGAAAAGUUGGACAUAAUGAUCCGUCUCGCGUCCCAAGCCAACAUCGCUCAAGUGUUAGGCGAGCUGAAAGAAUACGCUACCGAAGUGGAUGUGGAUUUCGUACGCAAGGCCGUUCGCGCCAUCGGCCGUUGCGCCAUUAAAGUGGAGCCAUCAGCCGAGCGCUGCGUCUCAACCCUCCUCGAGCUGAUCCAAACGAAAGUGAACUACGUAGUGCAAGAAGCGGUGGUCGUGAUCAAGGACAUCUUCCGCAAGUACCCCAACAAGUACGAGAGCAUCAUCUCCACGCUCUGCGAGAAUUUGGACACGCUCGACGAGCCGGAAGCCAGGGCUUCCAUGGUAUGGAUCGUGGGCGAGUACGCUGAACGUAUCGACAACGCCGACGAACUGUUGGACUCAUUCCUUGAGGGCUUCCACGACGAAAACGCACAGGUCCAACUGCAACUGCUGACGGCCGUGGUGAAAUUGUUCCUGAAGCGGCCUGCAGACACGCAGGAAUUAGUCCAGCAUGUGCUCAGUCUCGCCACACAAGACUCCGACAACCCUGACUUGAGGGACCGCGGCUUCAUCUACUGGCGUUUACUAUCCACUGACCCCGCGGCCGCCAAAGAAGUGGUGCUCGCCGAUAAACCACUCAUCUCCGAGGAGACAGACCUUCUGGAGCCCACGCUGCUGGAUGAGCUCAUCUGCCACAUCAGCUCGCUCGCCUCUGUGUACCACAAGCCGCCCACAGCCUUCGUGGAGGGUCGCGGCGCGGGCGUGCGCAAGUCGCUGCCGGCGCGCGGCGCCUCCGAGCCGGCCGAGGCCCACGCUCCUCAGGCCACAGUUAUUCCCAACCAGGAGUCCCUGAUCGGCGACCUGCUGUCGAUGGACAUCGGCGCGCCGCCCGCGCCCGCCGCCGCGCCGGCCUCCAACCUGGACUUGCUCGCCGGCGGCCUCGACGUUCUGCUGGGCAGCGGCGCGGAGCCCGCAGCAGCGGUCCCGGGCGGCAGCACGGGGCUGCUGGGCGACAUCUUCGGCGCCGCCGCGCCCGCCUCCUACGUGCCGCCCAAGACCUGCUGGCUGCCCGCCGACAAGGGGAAAGGUCUAGAGAUCUGGGGCACAUUCAGUCGGCACGGCGGGCAGCCGCGUCUGGAGAUGACCUUCACCAACAAGGCCAUGCAGGCCAUGAGCGGGUUCGCCAUUCAGCUCAACAAGAACAGUUUCGGUGUAUUCCCGGCGGGCAGCUUGUCUGUGGGCGCACUAGCGGCUGGCGCGAGCGCGGAUGCGCCGCUGCCACUCGCGACAACUGGCCCCGUGCAGCGCAUGGAGCCGCUUAACAACCUGCAGGUGGCGAUAAAGAACAACGUGGACGUGUUCUACUUCGCGUGCCUGAUGCCGGCGCACAUCCUGUUCACAGAGGACGGGCAGCUCGACAAGCGCGUCUUCCUCACCACCUGGAAGGAGAUCCCCGCCGCCAACGAGCUCCAGCACUCGCUGUCCGGCGUCGUCGGCACCGCCGACUCCAUCGCGCACAAGAUGACCCUCAACAACAUCUUCACCAUCGCCAAACGAAACGUAGAAGGACAAGACAUGCUCUACCAGUCACUCAAACUUACCAACAACAUCUGGGUACUACUAGAGUUAAAACUACAGCCAGGAAACCCAGAAGCUACCCUAAGCUUGAAGUCACGCACGGUCGAAGUAGCCUCCUGCAUAUUCCAAGCGUACGAGGCCAUCAUCAAAUCGUAAUCUCGUUGAUUGUUAUAGUAUUCUUAUGUAAGUUAUAUUUAUACGACUGUAAAUUCCAUUAGUGUAUGAAUGUUUAUUAGAUUCUAGCUUUUUACUUGAAUGAGUUCCACCCAAUAAGAUGGUUUGGUGGGACAUUGUGAGGAGAAAAGUUAGAACUGUUUAUUAGAGAUUAUGAAAUGAAAUGAUAUGUAUAUCGCGCGAGUGGGAUGGAAGACUCCGGGAGAAUCAUGCCGUGUAAUGGCUAUAAAUAAAUAAUUAUGUUAAAUUA
This is a messenger RNA of Leguminivora glycinivorella, 3175 nucleotides long. Its product is annotated as AP-1 complex subunit beta-1-like. NCBI's taxonomy places the organism in Eukaryota, Metazoa, Arthropoda, Insecta, Lepidoptera, Tortricidae. The transcript has 19 exons. The record is from RefSeq and is a predicted model, not a curated record. Gene Ontology annotation, cellular component: clathrin adaptor complex; membrane coat. Gene Ontology annotation, molecular function: clathrin binding. Gene Ontology annotation, biological process: vesicle-mediated transport; intracellular protein transport. The coding region runs from base 142 to 2907 and encodes 921 amino acids.